ACUAUCAAAUUUAGAAGUAGCCAACAAGUAGCAAUUGUACAUUCUAUGCGUUCGAAUUCGCACCUUUUUGCGUCUGAUGUACUGAUAGAAAUCGUGGUGACUAGGGCCUUUCGUUGGCAAUUUUUGGCUCCGCUUCUUGGUAGACGCACCCGAUCGCGAUGGAAUCCCCGACUACCCUCACCGAAGAGAGAGCUGACGUGCCAGCAGCCAAUAUCGGGGCUGCUUUAGAACAGCCAGAUGAGGUCCCCCAUCUCAGCCCCGUCAUCCGGCAAGUUGACAUCAUAGAAGAGAAGACAUCCGGAGACGACAACGAGAGAUUUGUGAAGAUCGUUGUGAAAGAUUUCGAAGGGCAGGAGCGGGGAACGUUUUGUUCCGACCCUGAAGUCAUCCCCGUUUUUGGACCGGGUAAUAUUCCUGCUGCUUUCGUUACCAUACGAACUCGUGAUUUGGAUGGAAAUGAGCACGUGAUGGAAGAAUAUGACGGUAAGGUGAAGCUCAUUACGAACGUCGCAUCGCUAUCUAAGGACGCAAGGAAAACUUAUGACGAGCUACGGCAGAUUUAUGACAGGUUUUUACCACAAGGGUUCGAAAUACUGGCUUUCCCCUGCCAGCAAUACGUCCCGGAAGAGUACGUGCACACGGAAGACAUCAAGACGUUCCUCGCUGACCACAACGUGGGUUUCCCUGUUUUUGAGAUGACAGCAGUGAAUGGACCCGAGACUCACCCAGUCUUCCUUUACUGCAAGUGGAAUAGCGAUGAGUUCUACAGAGACGGACAACUCAAUAAUCUCACAGGGCACUUUGGGAAGUUUCUGCUUGAUCGAGAUAACAGGGUGUACAAGUUCUAUCCUCCGGACACAAACCCGCUUCGCCUAGUAGAGGACAUCAAGAAACUUUUAAACGGGGAACUCACAGGCAAGAUACGGGGUCCCGAUGGAAAGUUAUAUCAUCAACCUGGAACUGUUUCGCAGGAAAACCAGACAACAUGGUCAUAGAAUAGGAAACCGCCUACUAAACCUCACCGCAGAGAGGCGGAAGAUCUUCUUUUCUCCCAACCUACGUCCUAAGGGUGGUGCGAGCAACUUCGCACACAGUUCCAAAGAGAAGAGAAGCUGAAUGCUUUGUCCGUCCAAGCGCAACAUGAGGAGUACGUGAAUUUUCGCCAAAAACGAGUUCAGCAAGAAGUCGACUCUUCUGUUGCGGCGACUUAUGACUGUGAGUAUGUCUAUUCGUGCGUUUGCAUGUGGUGUAUCUGUUCUGACGAAGUCAGUCGUGAAUGGAGACAGGCGCCGUCCUUCUACGC
Toxoplasma gondii ME49 is the source of this 1303-nucleotide messenger RNA. RefSeq names its product peroxiredoxin PRX2 (gene PRX2). The transcript is spliced from 5 exons. Gene Ontology annotation, molecular function: glutathione peroxidase activity. The record is from RefSeq and is a predicted model, not a curated record. Lineage: Eukaryota; Apicomplexa; Conoidasida; Eucoccidiorida; Sarcocystidae. Gene Ontology annotation, biological process: response to oxidative stress. Bases 159 to 995 code for a protein of 278 amino acids.